This is a messenger RNA of Dentiscutata heterogama, 457 nucleotides long. The record is from the annotation of a GenBank genome assembly. NCBI's taxonomy places the organism in Eukaryota, Fungi, Glomeromycota, Glomeromycetes, Diversisporales, Gigasporaceae.
UAAUAAAUUAUCAAAUUAUCCUGCCUACCCGUAUUUGGCAAUUUUAAACACUUCUAAUUAUGAAUGGACAGCACCAAAAGCAAUAAAUUCUAUUGGACCUGUAGCCAAACAUACAUCAAUCAUAAUUGAAAAUUAUAUGAUUCUAGCAUUUGGUGUAAACGUAACAGAUGAUGAGUUUAUUCGGAAUAUCUAUAAAAUGGACAUAUCAAAUCCAUCAAUUUAUAAAUGGUCAUUAUUAUCUCGUUAUAAUGAUUAUUAUUCUUUACCAGGUUUUCUGGAAUAUAUUUACAAUCGCCUAAUUGGUAAAAUAAUUAUUAUUGGAAUUGUUUUUUUGGUUAUGGCAAUUGUGAGAUUUUUGGUUGUGGCAAUUGUGGGAUUUGUGGGAUUUCUUUUUAAAAACGAUCGUAAUAAUGUUACAUCUAAUCAAUCCGACUAUGGAUCAAUUACUCCAGUGUGA